Messenger RNA from Caenorhabditis briggsae, 2118 nucleotides. The record is from RefSeq and is a predicted model, not a curated record. Bases 1 to 2118 code for a protein of 705 amino acids. NCBI's taxonomy places the organism in Eukaryota, Metazoa, Nematoda, Chromadorea, Rhabditida, Rhabditidae. The transcript has 7 exons.
AUGAAGCCGGAAAGGUCUCGGAGCCAAAACCAGAAGACAGAGUGCGUACGACCGUUUAAUCUGCUGGAACAAACUGUAUACAGACGAGAGCAGUUGGAAAAGAUCACAUUUGCCUAUCACAACUUGUACCGUCUUCAUCCGUCGUAUACCAAAAUGGUCUCCGAGGCUUUUAGAACGGGAAAUCCGCUGCUCCUCUGGAAUUUUGAGAACGAUUGCUUGUUGAAUUCACAUGAAUUAGAUGACCUUAUGAAGAAAGAAUGCAGAAGCCACGACGACAAUUCACAUUCUAAUCCUGGCAUGGAACAGAAUGGAAAGAACAAUAAUUUGGUCAGCACGUUGGACAAAUCAUACAAGCCUUUGCCGCUUCCAAGCAUCGCUUCAACGUUCAUGAGAACCGGACCACCUGUCGAACUACUACAACAAGCUGUUCGAAACCCACUACAGGAUCAGACCACUGUACAAAUGCCUAAUAAUCAAAACUGUAAUCAACAAAUUCAACAAGCACCUACUCAACAGUAUUACCAAGGAAUACAAUACAUGUCGGAUCCGCAUUUCAAUCCAGGAACUGCCAACCAAUAUUAUCAAUAUUUUCCAACUGGUAUGCCACAAAAUCACACCCAACAAGGAGUGAAUCCGCAAUUUUGGUCAACGGCACCUCCUCCUCCAGCCAAUUAUAGUCUACCUCCACCGAACAUGAUUCCUCCUUCUAUGCCAAUUAUAGCGCAGCAGUUCCCACCACAGCAGAAUCAAAAUAUGAUCAUGCCGACUACUGGAAACUAUUGCACCGUUCCACAAAUACCACCGCCAGUGUAUACGAUAAUACCACCACAUCAGAACUAUGCACAACAAGCUCCAGUGAAUACAGUAGCUCCACCGAUGGUACCGCCGCAACUUCCAUCACAAAAUUAUCAGCCAACUGGGUAUAUGGCUCCAGCUUCAUACGUCCAACAAACUACAUCUGCUCCACCACCCUCUCAUCCACCGAUUGCCGAUCAGCCUAUAGAUCCUAGCCAUCCAGAUAUUGUCUACGACAGUAAUGGAUUUGCUUUUCAACGGAUGGUAGUUAAAACUACGUGCCUUGUUCCGAUUCAUAUGGUUUCACAGUUCAAGUCACACCAGAGUGAAUCUGUCGCAAGUGAUUUGGCGGAGUGCAAUGAUGACGAGCUGCAAGAUUUGGAGUCGGAGUUUGAAGACGAAGAUGGUAGUCAAGAGAGGCCCGACGACGCGGACACUGGAAUCGAAGACUGUGGCACUUUAACACCAGCUGGAUCGCGAGAAGCGGGAAUCGGGUCUGUGGAAGAGCUGGAUACUUCCUUUUUGGAUGACACUGAAACCACGCUCACGGAAGGUACCGAUGCUGACAACUUGGAAUCAACUAUCGUAGAGCUGGAACACGUAUCAGAGACUCCUAUUCCUACACCAAUGUCACAGAAAAUUCCUGAAGUUGAAAGUCAUGUUGAGAAACCAUCGGUUGAGCAAAGCUCUCAUGAGGAUCAUCGGCAAAACUCUCAGGAAGGUAUUAGGCCCGAGACUCCAAUAGCCGACCUCAUGAAACUCACUGACAAUGCGCAGCCGGCUGAAAAUCCAUGGAAAGUAGUAACAUCAAAGAAAUCCGCCAAACAAAAGUUGACAAAGAAACAAAAACGCAUGCGAGAAGCUGAAAAAGUCAAACUAUUAGAGACAGAUGAUGCUAUUCUUGAAGCAGCUCUAAAUGCUAACAAGGAGUUGUUGGCGAAAAAAGCGGUUUCUGAAGCAGCUACGGUUCCGAAUAAAAGUAAUAAAACGAAUAAAAAGAAACCUCAGAAAGUGAUUGUAGAGAAUGUGAUGGUAUCGGCUCCUAAACCACCACUGAUUGCUCCACAGCUUAUGCAUCGUAUCCGGACAGCGAUUUCAGUUCGCGCCAAAAUAUUAGAACGUGACGGAUUUCCAACUACGCAUGCUCAUGAAUUUCGCCAACUCCCACCUGCCGUCGGAUUCUCACGUAUCACAAUUUAUGAAAAUUUGUACGUAGAUCUUCCGAAUGCUCUGAAAACUGAGUUACGAUUUUUGAUGAACAUUCCUGCCGACUCCCAUAAUGAUCUUGAACAAUUAGAAGAUGUUUUCAUUAACUUGUUUUAG